Molecule: messenger RNA, 1511 nt
Organism: Dalotia coriaria
Lineage: Eukaryota; Metazoa; Arthropoda; Insecta; Coleoptera; Staphylinidae
Product: short/branched chain specific acyl-CoA dehydrogenase, mitochondrial-like
Exons: 5
Coding region: 164-1387 (407 amino acids)
Cellular component (GO): mitochondrion
Molecular function (GO): flavin adenine dinucleotide binding; acyl-CoA dehydrogenase activity
Source: RefSeq, a predicted model, not a curated record
AUAAGACUCACAUAAUUGAGUACAUAGGUAAACUAAAAGUACUUUUAGUGGUAUUAUUUAUAAUAAUUAUGAUAAUAGCCUGUCAAAGUUCGCGAGCGUCAGAGUAUACCUCAUAUUUUGUACUAUUUUGAAAGUUGAAGUUGUUUUAGUUGAAAGAAAUAUAAUGUCGAAGUUACUACGGUCCAUGGCGGGUUGCAAACACAUUUUAAGUGCAAGCAAUAGAUCUUAUUCGUGUUUACCAUUAACGGUUUUAAGCGAUGAUGAAAAACUCUUCAAAGACACUGUACGAAAAUUCAGCGAAAAGGAGGUGAAACCUCGCGUGCGUAGCAUGGAAACGGCAGGCCAGCUGGAUCCUGAAUUAAUAAGAAAAUACUUUGAACAUGGAUUUAUGGGCAUUGAGGUUGAAACCAAGUAUGGCGGAGCAGAGAGCGGUUUUAUGAAUAUGGUAAUUCUAUUGGAAGAAAUAUCGAAGGUGGAUGCAGCUGCAAGUCCAAUCAUACAGGUGCAGAAUGUCCUCGUGUCUACGGUGCUUCGUAAAGCAGCAUCCGAGGAGCACAAAUUGCGAUAUCUGCCGCAGUUAUGCAGUGAGAAACUUGGAAGUUUUGCACUAACCGAACCAGAUAGCGGAUCUGAUGCAUUCUCGUUGGCAACACACGCGCGACAAGAUGGCGACGAUUACGUCAUAAACGGUAGCAAAAUGUUUAUCACCGGCGCGGAUGUUGCGGAUAUUUUUCUAAUAAUGGCCAAUGCUAAGCCCGAACUGGGAUACCGAGGCAUAACAUGUUUCAUAGUGGAAAGAAAUACAAAGGGCUUAAUUGUUCAUAAAAGAGAAGAUAAAUUAGGCAUUCAAGCGUCUGGUACGUGCGCGCUCACGCUGGACAACGUGCGUGUGCAUAAAAGUCAGAUUUUAGGCGAACACGGAAAGGGAUAUCUAUACGCAAUUAAGUUUCUCACAGAAGGACGUAUUGGUGUUGCGGCACAAAUGAUUGGUUUAGCUCAAGGAUGCUUCAACGUAACUAUACCUUAUCUCCUGGAAAGGAAGCAAUUCGGAAAAUCGUUAUUCAUGUUUCAAGGAAUGCAACAUCAGAUCGCUCAAGUUGCCACUCAGAUCGAAGCGGCACGUUUGAUGACUUAUAACGCAGCACGUUUGGUAGAACAGAAAAGAGAUUUUACGAAGGAAGCAGCGAUGGCGAAGUCCUAUGCAGCUGAAGUGGCACAAUUGACAACAGUCAAGUGCAUCGAUUGGAUGGGCGGUCUCGGUUAUAUGAAGAGCUUGCCGCAGGAGAAGUAUUAUAGAGAUGUGAAAAUCGGAAGUAUUUAUGAAGGCACGUACAAUAUUCAAUUGAAUACGAUCGCCAAUAAAAUUCAUAGUGAAUUUGGUUUAUAAUUUCAAACAUACGUUUGUUUUUGUAAUAAAAACUGGAAUUUACGUUUCUGAUAAACACCAAUUCUAGAGAAUUUAACAAAACACGAUAAAAACGAUGAAAUAAAAAAUUGAUGUUAUAAUUUAA